Molecule: messenger RNA, 1037 nt
Organism: Exaiptasia diaphana
Lineage: Eukaryota; Metazoa; Cnidaria; Anthozoa; Actiniaria; Aiptasiidae
Exons: 5
Coding region: 114-1037 (307 amino acids)
Source: RefSeq, a predicted model, not a curated record
AAGUAUAAGUUAUAAUUAAAGCCUCGUUUAAUCUCUAGGUUGUCAGAGAGUUAUUAAGGGAUGACUCAGGAACAAAAAUUGAAGAACAAGAGAAUGGAGACGGUGACGUUCGUAUGGUGGAUAUCGAGGAAUUUGCCCCAAUCGAUAAAGAUCUAGAAACAUGCGAGAAGUCAACUCAAACAACAGAACUCCAGUGUCCUGGCUGCAAGAGUCUGAGCGACAAAGUCAAGGUACUCGAACGCCAGCUUCGGCACAGACUGGUAGAUGAACUAAAGUAUAAAAGCCUAUUGAAGAAAUACGAGGAAGAAGUUUCAAAAGUUUCAAAAAAGCAGCAAGAAGGACCGCAAGUUGAGGAGGAAGAACCACCACACCCAAAGCUUUCACCAACUGAGCAUGAGGUGUUCCCUGAUGACACUGAAACAGACUCUGAGGAUGAAGGUGAAGAAGAAGACGAUUUAUGGGAAGAAGAACCACCACUUUCAAAACUGAUAUCUCCAGAGGAAAAUGACACUGACACAGAGAUUGAAGAUGAGGGUGAAGAUGAGCAGCCUAAGAAGAAGUAUAUCUCCAUUGGUGAAACCGAMAAUAUCAGAAACCAGCCAAAGUUUAUUGUCUUCCUAUCAGAGUUGCUAAAGCUGUUUAAAAGCUGUCCCUCGUGCAAAUGUGAUGAUCCUUCAGUAGAGGCCUCGGUAACCGGUACAAUGCUGGAGAUUUCAACACAUUGCUUCUACCCUAAGUGCCAAUCACCMAAAUAUACAUGGCGGAGUCAACCUAACAUUGCAGGUACUAAAAUGUCAGCAGGAAAUUUCCUCCUUUCCUUUUCUAUUCUUACCUCUGGUGCUUYACCUUCAAAAGUGCUACAAGUUCUUAAGACCAUGGGAGUUCAAUGCAUGAGUAUACAAACUUAUUUUCAACAUCAAGCUGUAAGUAAAGUAAGAUCUACUGAAGUGACAUUGACUUCCACAAAAAAUGUGCUUGGUGUUAURUUAAAGUGCACAUCAUGUCUCAAAAUUGAACAUUUUGACCUUAUUCUAUAA